AUUUUUCCCCCCAAAUGUCAGAAGAAAAAUGAACAACUCUCAUAUAUGCUCCCUCCAAAACUCUUAACCAAAAUAAUGAAACUCAUUGAACUAAAACUCAAGAAUGAUACAGUAUAUGCCACUGUUCAGAUCAUGUUCAAGCUCAAGAUCAAUAGCACAACUUCACGCACAUCUCAUCAUCAAUGGUCUCCGCAAAGAUCCACUUGCUUCCACCAAGCUUAUUGAGUCUUAUUCCCAAAUGGGUUCCCUCAAAACUUCAAGACUCGUCUUUGACACAUUCCCAAACCCAGAUUCUUUCAUGUGGGGUGUAAUAAUCAAGUGCCAUGUUUGGAAUAGCUGUUUUCAAGAAGCCAUUUUUCUUUACCACAGUAUGCUUUGUCAACUAUCUGAAACCAGUAGUUUCAUUUACCCUUCAGUCUUGAGGGCUAUUUCUGCAAUUGGUGAUCUGGGUGUUGGUCGGAAGGUUCAUGGAAGGAUUUUGAAAUGUGGGUUUGAGUCUGAUUCUGUUGUCGAGACGGCGUUGUUGAGUAUGUAUGGUGAACUUGGGUGGACAGUUUAUGCAAGGAAGUUGUUUGAUGAAAUGUCUGUGAAGGAUGUUGUUUCGUGGAGUUCGAUUAUUUCGAGCUAUGUACGUAAUGGGAAAGGUAAGGAAGGAUUGGAGAUUUUUGGGGAUUUGGUUAAGGAGGGUGUUGAAAUUGAUUCAGUGGCUUUGCUUAGUGCAGUUGAGGGUUGUGGUGAGUUGGGUGUAUGGAGAGCAGGGAAAUCUGUUCAUGGUUAUAUAUUGAGAAAGAAUAUUCAGAGUGAUGGGUCUUUGAUAAACUCGCUUGUUGCAAUGUAUGGAAAAUGUGGCGAUACGUGUAGUGCUGAGUUGCUUUUUCGUAAUGCUGUUGAUAAGAGUACUUAUACUUGGACAGCAAUGAUGUCCUGCUACAAUCAGAAUGGUUGCUAUCAUGAAGCGUUGGCGUUGUUUGUUAAGAUGCAUGAGUCUGAUGUGGAAUACAAUGAAGUUACUGUUAUGGCUGUUUUAUGUUCUUGUGCUAGGUUGGGUUGGCUAAACGAAGGGAAGUCUAUACAUGGUUUUAUAGUUAGAAAUGCUUUUGAUUGUGGCAAUGAUCUUCUAGGCUCAGCAUUGGUUGACUUGUAUGCUAACUGUGGCAAGCUAAGUGAUUGCCACAAGGUAUUUGGUUCGUCUCAAGACAGACAUAUCAUCUCGUGGAAUAUGCUCAUAUCAAGUUAUGUGCAGGAAGGAUUUUCUGAUAAGGCAUUGACACUUUUUGUGGAUAUGGUUAGAAAAGGAAUAUUGCCAGACUCGUAUACUCUGGCAAGUGUCCUCUCAGCUUCUGGAGAUAUUGGGUUUUCUGAAUUUGGCUGUCAAAUUCAUAGCCACGUUAUCAGGACUGGCUUUUCUACGGACUUUGUCCAGAAUUCACUGAUUGACAUGUACAGUAAAUGUGGACUUGUGAACUAUGCGCUCAUGAUAUUCAAUGAUACACAAGAAAGAAGUAUUGUGACUUGGAAUUCAAUGAUGUGUGGACUUACCCAAAAUGGUUUAUCUCGGGAAGCUAUUAGUCUCUUUGAUGAGAUAUACUCAAACUCGAGCAGAAUGGAUGAAGUGACCUUCUUAGCUGCAAUUCAAGCGUGCUCAACUAUAGGAUGGCUGGAGAAGGGAAAGUGGAUUCACCAUAAGUUAAUCAUCUUUGAUGUGAGGCAUGAUAUGUAUAUCGAUACUGCUCUGACAGAUAUGUAUGCUAAAUGUGGAGAUCUCUGGAUGGCUCGAAGAGUUUUUGAUAGUAUGUUUGAAAGGAGCAUAAUAUCUUGGAGUGCCAUGAUAGGUGGUUAUGGAAUGCAUGGUCAAAUCGAUGAUGCCAUCUCACUCUUUCAUGAAAUGGUAAAUAGUGGAAUAAAACCAAAUGACAUCAUUUUAACAAAUAUUCUAUCUGCUUGCAGUCAUUCUGGUUAUCUUAAUGAAGGGAAAUAUUUCUUUAACUUGAUGAUUAACUUGAACAUUGAACCCAAACCCGAACAUUUUGCAUGUCUAGUUGAUCUUCUUAGUCGAGCUGGUGAUAUUGAUAAAGCCUAUGAAGUCAUCACUUCGAUGCCGUUUCCUGCAGAUGUUAGUAUUUGGGGUGCCCUGGUAAAUGGAUGUAGAAUUCACAAGAGAAUGGAUAUUAUCAAGAUGAUCCAACAAAGGCUUGAAAACAUGCAAACAGAUGAUACUGGAUAUUAUACUCUAUUAUCCAACAUAUAUGCAGAAGAGGGAGAAUGGAAUGAAUCUAGAAUGGUGAGGUCAAAGAUGCGUAGUUUAGGUUUAAAAAAGGUCGAUGGAUAUAGUAUGAUUGAAGUUGAGAAAAGAAUACCAGCAUAAAGCAAAUGGCACAUACUUCAUUUGCAUAAAGGGAAGUCUCAAGCUUAUAUUGAUGUUCUGAUAUUGGAAGUAGCUGCUUUCAUUGUUUUUGGAUGUAAAGAACUGAUUAGCCUGGGAAUAUGCAAUAUUUAUUUCAUACAGACUCUGAAUGGGGAAGGGGAGCGUUGGCAUAAUUGGUAAAGUUGUUGCCACGUUACAGGAGGUGACAGGUUCAAUCUAUGGAAACAACCUCUUGCAGAAAUGCAAGGUGAGAUUGCGUACAAUAGAUCCUUGUGGCCCGACCCUUCCCCGAACACCUCUUAUAGCGGGAGCUUAGUGCACCAGGCUGCUUUUACAGGCUCUGAACUGGAAAUGACUGCUGAUCUGCCAAAAACUGGCUAAGAGGGGAUUUAAAGUUGUCCCUGGAUCAUCAGGUAAUUUUCUUGAACGGCAACUCAACGGGAAUUAUGUCUGCUACGGAGCUCAAUACUGCCAUUCUCUUUCUGUCAAGUAGCUAUUCUCAUGGAUUGAGCAAAAACUUGAUACAUAGCCCACUUUUUAGCUCCAACCUGCCUUGGACUUCAGACAGCACUAUGCUAACUAGAUGAGAUGUCCCUGAUGACAAGUAUGUAACUCAUAAGUCAUCUGAACCAGGAUCAAGAAAGAGGAGAAAUGGAACGAAAAGUAUAUUUCAACCUACACCAGAAAGAAAACGAAAACAAAGACCCAAGAUAAGAGAGUCCAUAAUCCAUAGUUUGAUGAUGCAUGGCACCGCGCGUUCUACUUGAAGCAUUCAGAAAACCUGACUAAACACAACCAAGAUUUUAAUUUCCAUGUUAAUGUCAUUGUUUGUAGAAUAUCUUCAACUUUUAAAUUCAUGUUACUCAUUCCAACUAAUUAUUAUUGAAUUUUAGUACUCAAGGUU
Solanum stenotomum is the source of this 3269-nucleotide messenger RNA. Its product is annotated as putative pentatricopeptide repeat-containing protein At1g69350, mitochondrial. Gene Ontology annotation, molecular function: protein binding; RNA binding. Lineage: Eukaryota; Viridiplantae; Streptophyta; Magnoliopsida; Solanales; Solanaceae. Gene Ontology annotation, biological process: RNA modification. Bases 104 to 2365 code for a protein of 753 amino acids. The record is from RefSeq and is a predicted model, not a curated record. The transcript has a single exon.